AUGCUCUGUUCAUUGUAUCAUCGGGAGCCAUCUGGCGCCAGUUUGAUGAAACUAGCUGUGGUAUUUUGUCUGCUUUUUGUCACAGCAAAUAGUUUGUCCAAUGAGGAUCGAAGAUUUUGUCAAGGUCUCGAAUGCGAGUCGAAAGAAGAUCUUCUGAAAGUGAUUCAACAGCUACAAGAUGAGAACAGACGAACUAUGCUCAAGUCUUCCCGAGCUGCAUCUGUCUUUUCCGAAGAAGCUGUUGGAGGCGCUACUACACGCAGAUCCUCUCUUUUCGAAACAGCGGCAUCAAACGCACAAUGUGACAUCUGUUCAUCGCAACCAUGCCAGAAUGGAGGAAGUUGUUAUGCUGAUUCUACAAAGCCGUGGACAUCGUACCGGUGCGAUUGCCCGUCAAACUUUGCCGGAUCUCAAUGCCAAACCAACAUCACGUGCUCUGGCAGUAGCUGCGGGAAAAAUACGGAUUGUUAUGUGGCUAAUCAUCAAUUGAAUUGUAUCUGCAAACCUGGCUACAGCGGUGAUCCAAAACGUGGAUGCACAAUGAAGACGAAGCAAACUUGCCUUUCUGGUGAUCCGCAUUAUCAAACAUUUGAUGGCCUUCGCUUCGAGUAUCAGGGUACUUGUCCUUACGUAUUCUCCCAACCAUGUACAACUUUGGGUGCUCCAUUCGCGUACUACUCAGUCAGAGCGGCGAACUCCUUUAUUGGAGACUCCAGGUCCGUCUCAGCAGUGAGUGAGAUUGAGGUGGAUUUUUACAACAAUACCAUACACAUUGAUGGUAGCUCAAGACGUUUGAUUGUGAAUGGCAUUGAGCAACAUGUACCGUAUUACUGGCCAUCAAAGGAUAGGCAAAGUAUAGCAGUGAAAUACUCUUCUGGCACAUUCUAUGUGUCCAACGACCAAAUGAUCCAGGUUAUCUAUGAUGUGCAAGGAAAUCUUUGUGUUCAGGUUCCCGACAUCCCGCAAUUCCAAGGCAACAGAACACUUUGCGGAAUAGGAGGAAAUUUGGAUGGUGAAUAUAAGAAUGAUGUUGUGGAUAGGAAUGGCACAGUGUUUCAAAUCACAAGUAAAAACGUCAAAUCUGGAGACCCCGCAUUUCAACGAGCGGAAGACUCAUGGAUCACGAACAAUUUUCUGAAAAUUCGAAAAGACGCUCCAGCAUGUGUUACGGGAGAGCAAGUCAAUAAUUUGACAAAUUGUGUGCGCUUCAAUUCUAUGAACUUAGAUUCCGAAGAGGCUGUCACGCAGUGCGCACCCAUUCAAGAUGCUAUGGCAGGACAGGGUGUUUUCUCGAAAUGCACAGUUCUCGGUAACGACACGAUACAGUCAAUGUACGACAACUGCGUUUAUGACGUGUGCUAUGCUCCGGAUCAAAAAUGCACUGUUCUACAAACUUUUGCUAGAACAUGCCAAGCAGCCCUUAUUGUAAAAGACUUUGGCGACUGGAGGACAGGUACGAAAUGCCCCUUCCCAACAUGUCCUCCACACUCACAAUAUGAGGUUUGCAAAUCGUCUUGUCCGGCAUCGUGCGCAGAUUCGAGCUCGCCUGACUUUUGCGACUUACCAUGUUCUGAAGGAUGCACUUGUGAGCAAGGCUAUGUGCUGGAUAAUACACAGAUUUCCAUGGUGUCAUGCAUACCAAUUGAAGAUUGCGGGUGCACCGACAAAUAUGGAAAUUCAUACCCAGGCGAUGGGACCACUUGUGAGGAUAUCGAUGAGUGCCUUGAUCCUAAGACUUGCAAUGUUGAUUUGGGCCAUGGAAAUUGUACCAAUACCAUAGGAUCGUACAACUGCACCUGCGCACAAUUUUAUGACCAACCGCACUGCGAUCACUAUCGUCCAACUAGACAUUGUGCGGAUUUACGAAAUUACUGGAAUUAUACCAGUGACGGCGUUUACAAUAUCACUCCACCCUAUCUAGUUCCUGCGUUGAAGGACCAACAAGGCUCUGUGGCAGUCUACUGUGAUAUGACUACCGAAGGCGGUGGAUGGACUUUGAUGUCGGCUGCGAAUGACAGUGAAAUGACAAAUAGAACUUACAAAAAUUACGCAGAUGGUUUCGCUAAGGAUUCACCGUAUUACAAUUGGCUUGGCUUGGAUUUGAUCAGUGGAAUGACAACUUAUGAAAAUACAAGUCUCCGCCUUCAACUGUAUCGCUGUGCGCAAAAUGGUCUUCUUGCAAAAACUACGGAUUGCACCUAUAAACACUUCUUGAUCAAAGGAGCUGCUGAAAAAUAUGCGGUUGUCAUUCCAGAGGUCUGCAAAGGAACCGAAAAGGAUUACUACGAUGGUUGGGCUCGUUGGAAUUUAACUCAGCCUGGACCAGCAUUUGUCGCAUUUGACAAUGACGACACUAAUAACUGUUCUGCAAAUUUCCGCAACACGGGAUGGUGGUUUGAUGCAAGAAAUCGUUGUGGAAGUGCCAACUUGAAUGGGGUACGGUACUCUUGUGACAACAUCCCGAAUGAUUCGACAAGCUCUACGUACCUUUUCUGGGGUGGAAGUCCCCUGGGACAAGCGUGGCUUUAUCUGAGACCGACACUCUUCCCGAAUUACGAUCCUACACCUCCAUAA
This is a messenger RNA of Cylicocyclus nassatus, 2574 nucleotides long. NCBI's taxonomy places the organism in Eukaryota, Metazoa, Nematoda, Chromadorea, Rhabditida, Strongylidae. The record is from the annotation of a GenBank genome assembly.